AUGGCGAUUUCUGUGACCGUUUGCCUUCUCAGUGGCGAGGCGGCGACUGUAUCCUUGGAACCGAGUAGCUCCGUGGAGACUCUCCGGGCGAAAGCGCGGCAGGCUCUUGGACGGAGUGUCGGCAAGCUGGUGUCUUCUGCAGGUAGCUUGCUUCGUGGGCCGGGCAGCUUGGCCGAGGCGGGUGUGCAAGAUGGCGACACCAUCACCGCGGUCACGCAGAAUGUGGCAUUGCGGGCUACGGAAAGUGCUUUUGCCUGCAUCCGCGCAGAUGGCUCGGUUGUCACCUGGGGAGAUCAAUUUGAAGGUGGCGAUUGCAGCCAUGUACAGGACCAGCUGCAGGAUGUGCAGGCAAUCCAAGCCACCGCAGCCGCAUUUGCGGCCCUCUGUGCCGAUGGAAGAGUCGUCACUUGGGGCAACCCAGAAUUCGGCGGCGACAGCUCCGCGGUGCAGUGGCGCCUCCUUGAGGUGAGCCAAAUUCAAGCGACGAGUGGUGCCUUUGCCGCUCUUCGGCAAGAUGGCACCGUAGAGACCUGGGGGAUGCCUCAUCUUGGUGGCGACUGCGCCCUCGUCUACGGCCAGCUACGAAACGUUCGGCAGAUCCAGGCCAACGAUGCAGCCUUCGCUGCUCUCCGAGCAGACGGCUCCGUAGUCACCUGGGGCUGCCACGAGGAGGGUGGCAACAGCCAGGAG
This is a messenger RNA of Symbiodinium sp. CCMP2456, 690 nucleotides long. Lineage: Eukaryota; Dinophyceae; Suessiales; Symbiodiniaceae. The record is from the annotation of a GenBank genome assembly.